Messenger RNA from Saccostrea cuccullata (small rock oyster), 1078 nucleotides. Its product is annotated as ribonuclease Y-like. The transcript has 4 exons. NCBI's taxonomy places the organism in Eukaryota, Metazoa, Mollusca, Bivalvia, Ostreida, Ostreidae. Gene Ontology annotation, molecular function: protein binding. The coding region runs from base 1 to 861 and encodes 286 amino acids. Gene Ontology annotation, biological process: protein homooligomerization. The record is from RefSeq and is a predicted model, not a curated record.
AUGCAUACUAACCUUAGAAAUUACAAAAGUCACACGGUAGGGAAAGUGGAAAAAAUAUCAGAGAAACCAUGGCAAACGGAAUUGAGGAAUCAAGGGGAGAAAAUAGCAGCAGAUCUAAAAAUUGACUUUAAUAAGCACCUGCAAAAUGCAGAGAAAAUUUUAUCUGAGAGGGACAAAAUGCUCGACAAAAAAGAAAAAAAUGCCAAGGAAAAAUCAGAUUCACUAGAUAAAAGAGAGAAGGAUCUUAAAGCAAAAGAAAAAGAAUUGGCCGAGAAACUUGAUAUGCUUGAAACAGAAAAAAGAAUUUUGGAAGAAGAUCGGACAAAACUCGAUUGUGAAAAGGAAAAGUGGAAAGCAGAAGAAGAGGUGUUGUUUACAAAGUACAGGAUCAAGGAUAAUAUUCUUAAACUAAAGGUUGGAGAGAAAAUGUUUGAAACCUAUCAGACGACUGUGAUGAAAGAUCCAAAUUCCAUGUUAGCCAUCCGUUUCAGUGGACGUCAUGAUCCUGUUUUAGUUGACGGGGCUCACUUCUUUGAUAGAGAUCCCAAGUAUUUUGAAUAUAUUCUGAACUACCUCAGAGAUGGAAGUAUAACAGCAGAAAUUCUGCCAAAAAAUAAAGAUGAGCUGUAUAAAAUUUUGAAGGAGGCAGAUUACUAUCAGUUGCAGGGUUUGAAAGGGGAGAUCGAAAAAAUCAUUGAACAGAGUAGCAGCAAUAUAGAAGAAGCAGCCAAGAUGACUAUGGGAAGGGAUACAAUGACUAGAGAAAUGAGGAGAAUAGCUCAGGACACCAUGAGAACAUACAGUGCAGAGAUGAGACCGGAUGAACAGAAAGGUAAAAGAAACAAGACGGGAGCAAAUUAACCCUUUAACCCUCAGAGACUCAUAUGGACGCACUGUCACCAUCACAGAUAAUAAACUGUUGGCGUUUUGUAAAUAAAUGAGAUACAACAAAACAAUUGAUAUUUUCUUAAACUAUAGAGAAGGGACUGAACAUUUUGCCACACAAAGUUUUUCUAUGAGAUAUUAAGAUAUUAUCGUUAACUUGAAGUGAAUAUUGAAUAUCCUACCUGGUAGUUGA